GAAGUCCAUGGAGUGCUAUUAGAGUUCAUCCGGCUCAACCCCCGGGCCUGGGCCCCCCUGGUGUCUUCCUGGGCUGUGGACUUGUUGGGGCAGCUGAGCAGCAAGCACGCUGGCCGCAGAGUGGCCCCCCACUCCUCCAGCCUCAAUGAGCUGCUCCAGCUCUGGAUGUCUUGUGCUGCCACCCGGUCACUCAUGGAGGCCUACUCACAGUGUUUGGCUGCCAUGCUGGCGUGGUGCCCUGACGCCUGUGUGGAUGCGUUGCUGGACACCUCGGUUCAGCACUCCCCGCAUUUUGACUGGGUGGUGGCACACAUUGGGUCCGCCUUCCCGGGUACUAUCAUCAGCCGAGUCCUGGCGUGUGGACUCAAGGAUUUCUGCUCUCAUGGUGCCAAAGACCAAGGUGUAAUGUUGAUGGGAGUAGAAAAAGGAAACAGAGUGCCUAAGAUUGGCUCAGUGGUGGGAAUCCUAGGUCACCUUGCAGCACAUCACUCAGACAGCAUCAGGAAGGAGCUGCUCAGGAUGUUUCAGGAGAGCCUGAGUCCAUCGAGCCCCCUUUCUCCCACUUCAUCCUCCACUUCCUGGGAGAGUUCCCCUCAGCUCCGUCGAGCUGCAGUACCAUUUCUGCUGCAGCUGGCUGCAAUGUCCCCUAACCUCUUUGGUGCUGUGUCCGCAGAGCUGGUAGAGCUCUUACGCCCCCCUGUCCUGCUCCAGCUGCAGGCCUUGCUGCAGGGCCUCCCCAGAGAAGAACUGGAUAACAUGCUAGGUCUUGCUGUCCAUCUCAUCAGCCAGAGUCCAUCAGGAGGGGCCCGGGUCCUUCGAUUUUUGGCAGACACAGCGACUCCAGCCUCUGUCAUCAUUUCUGGCCCAACACCCUCCCCUCAUGAAGGAGUCAGAGAAGGUUGUGAUCGCCUCCUCCAGAUGCUGCUUCUGCAUCUCCAUAAACUGGUUUUCAACCGCUCAGAUGGAGUGGAAGGAAAACACCAUCACUCAGCUUCAUCUCAACCUCAGAGGGUCAUCCCUUUCUUAGAGGAGCUGCAGUCUCAUGUAGGUGAGCUGUGUGCUGAGACGCUGCGACUGGAGAGAAAACGUCACCUCUGGCUGCACCAGCUUCUGUGUCUUCUUUCAGUCUGUGGGGGUCCCAGUGUGGCCACAGAGGCCCUCUGCCAACUAUUCACACAGGCCCGUAACCCAGAGGAGCUGGCUCUGGCCUGGCAGCUUCACACCACGCUCUCCUCCUGCAUGGCAGGACUCAUUCCCGCUGCAGUGACUCGCUGUGUGGCCCAGAUCCACACACACACCCUGGGGCCCCGGCAGCUGAGGCAGCUCCUGCUUAACCUGGCUGCAGCCAUCCAGAGUCAGGAUGAGGAGAGAAGAGGAUCAGGGGGCGCUCAGUCCUCCAUGGCUGUCCAGGUGGGCUCAGCAGUCUCAGUACACCUCCAUGAUUUCGGCCCGCUCCUUCUCCAUGGUGACCCGGCUGUAUCUCAUGCCACAGUGCGCCUCAUAUCCUGUAGCCCCCUCCCUCGCACCUCCUCGCCAGCACACCUGCUCCUGCUGUCCCGUGCUGCUGUCACUCAUUUCUUUCUGGCACUGCGGAGAAGAGGAGAAGGUGGUAUGGUGGGAAGAGAUGUCGGGCAGGCUGGUGAGGCGGUGAACUGUUCGGUCCUGCUCCUGUCCCGUUUAGCAGCGUACUCUCCACUCACUCUGAAGGCAGUGCUUCAGCAGCUCGUUGAGGGAGCACUACAUAAAGGCAACGCUGAGCUGUUUGGAGGGCAGAUCGCUGACAUGUCUGGUGCCCCUUUGCCUGCCCCCUCUGUGUCCCCCGACGUCGGAGCCUCGCUGCUAGACAUCAACUGUCGGUUUGGCACCACCGUCAACUUUUCUGGUAGCGUGUGGUCCGUAUUUCAUGCUGGAGUAAUCGGCAAGGGGUUGAAGGUCCGCACUGACACACAGCUGCCUGACCCAUCUAGGGUCAUCCAGAAUGUCCAGACUCUUCUGACUGUCGUAGUCCAGUGUUGCAGCUCCUAUGGUCUCAACGGAUCUAUCAACGGUUCACGACCACCAUCUAACCCUGACGAGCCGUCGCCCAUCAACGCUGAGGCAGCCAAGGUUGUUGCAAUCACACUGGUGGAAAAUGUCUGUCCGGAUGUGGCCAAUGGGGAGCUGUCCUGGCCCCCAGAGGAGCAUGCCCGCACCACGGUGGAGCGAGACAUCCACAUUCGACGCAGCUUUGAGGCCCACCCAGUGAUUUUCCCUCUACUACAGGUGGUGGCAGCUGGACGCCCGGCUCUCUGCUACUGCUCAGCUGUGCUCAGAGGCCUCCUGGCCACUCUGCUAGCCCACUGGGAGGCGUCCCGCGAGAUGUCAUCCACAGACUCCCCAUGGCACCUCCAAGCCUCCUGCCUCCUGGUGUCCUGCAUGGGAGAAGGCCAGCUCCUGCCUCCUGUGCUGGCCAACGUCCACGAAGCCUUCCCCCACCUAACUCCCUUUGAGGUGCGGCUGCUCCUCCUGGCUGUGUGGGAGUAUGUGAGAGGCAAUGGACCAAUGCCCCAGAAGUUUGUCUUCAGCUCAGAGAAGGGUCUGUUCUGCAGGGAUUUCUCACGGGAUGGCGAUGUGGCGAGAUACGUGGCGCCGAUUCACAGCGUCCUGCAUAAAAACAUUGAUAGAUUAGGACACCUGUGCUGGCGGUUCCAGCUCUAAAGUGUAGUAGGGAGCAAACUGUGAAGAAAAAUAAUUGAAAUACUGUGUUACAUUGCUCCAAGAGUGGACUGCAAAGUUGCUACCACCGUACUUCAGUUUCAUACAAGUAGAGUUCCGUGUGUGUGUGUGUGUGUGUG
Molecule: messenger RNA, 2834 nt
Organism: Paralichthys olivaceus (Japanese flounder)
Lineage: Eukaryota; Metazoa; Chordata; Actinopteri; Pleuronectiformes; Paralichthyidae
Source: RefSeq, a predicted model, not a curated record